AUGGCUGACAGCAAGGCCAAACCUGCCAAAGCUGCCAACAAGACACCACCCAAGUCCCCAGGAGAACCAGCCAAGGACAAGGCUGCUAAGAGGUUGUCACUGGAGUCAGAGGGUGCCAAUGAGGGGGCAGCUGCAGCCCCUGAGCUCAGUGCCCUGGAGGAGGCCUUCCGGCGGUUCGCAGUUCAUGGAGACACCAGGGCAACAGGGAAGGAGAUGCAUGGCAAGAACUGGUCGAAACUGUGCAAGGACUGCCACGUGAUCGAUGGGAAGAAUGUGACUGUCACUGAUGUGGACAUUGUCUUCAGCAAGAUCAAAGGGAAGUCCUGCAGGACCAUCACUUUUGAGCAAUUCCAGGAGGCGCUGGAGGAGCUGGCCAAGAAGCGGUUCAAGGAUAAGAGCAGCGAGGAGGCUGUGCGUGAGGUGCACCGGCUCAUUGAGGGACGAUCACCAGUCAUCUCUGGUGUCACGAAAGCUGUGUCCUCGCCUACGGUGUCACGGCUCACAGACACAACCAAGUUCACAGGCUCUCACAAAGAGCGCUUUGACCAAUCAGGAAAGGGCAAGGGCAAAGCUGGCCGUGUGGACCUGGUGGAUGAGUCAGGCUAUGUGCCUGGCUACAAGCAUGCAGGCACCUAUGACCAGAAGGUGCAGGGGGGCAAGUAGCCUUACAGGCCAAAGCUCUGGACA
Cricetulus griseus (Chinese hamster) is the source of this 687-nucleotide messenger RNA. Lineage: Eukaryota; Metazoa; Chordata; Mammalia; Rodentia; Cricetidae. The record is from RefSeq and is a predicted model, not a curated record.